Messenger RNA from Drosophila innubila, 2080 nucleotides. RefSeq names its product BUD13 homolog. Gene Ontology annotation, molecular function: RNA binding. The record is from RefSeq and is a predicted model, not a curated record. The transcript has 2 exons. Gene Ontology annotation, biological process: mRNA splicing, via spliceosome. Gene Ontology annotation, cellular component: U2-type spliceosomal complex; RES complex. Bases 138 to 2021 code for a protein of 627 amino acids. NCBI's taxonomy places the organism in Eukaryota, Metazoa, Arthropoda, Insecta, Diptera, Drosophilidae.
GAGCUUUUUCUGGCAGCCUCAGCUGCCACACUGUUUUUCUGGGAACCAAGGCUGCCACACCGACUUUUGGGUUCAAGUUGGCAAACGGAGUGGCAGCCCCGUGUACGUUUACUGAAAUAAAAUUCAUAAAUUUUGCAAUGUCCACGCAAAAUGCUAAGAUAAUAAAUCAAAAGGAGUAUUUAAAGAAAUAUCUGUCCGGAGACAAGGAAAAGAAGAAGAAAAAGAAGCAUAAGAAACACAAGAAGAGCACACAGGCAACGGUAAAAAUAAUCGACGAUGAUGCUUACGAUUCAAACAUCGAGGAAAUGGACGAAGAUUUGUUGCUGGGCGGCGAAGAUGCGCCCCAAAUAGUUGGCGAAUAUAUUGAGGAAAAUCCAAAUGCAGUGCGCAGCAAGUGGCGCAAUAUUGCUGUCAAGGAACCCAAGUCCGAAUCUGAUACGGAAACAAAUGGCCAGCAGCAGAAUGAGUCGGAUUUAUGGGGCCGCAAGGCGUCAACAGUUAAAAUCAAACAAGAGUCAUCUCCAUCUCCCAGUCGAAAAAGGCGUAACACUCACUCACCUGCCGUACAAAUCAAAAAGGAAAAGCGUAGCAGUUCAUGUGAUCAGAGUCCGCCAGCCAUCAAAAUUAAACAGGAGAAGCGGAGCAGCUCACGUGACCAAAGCCCGGCAAGAAUUCAUGGCAUGAGAAACGACAGCUCCGCAGAAUUGAAAGGACGCAACUCCGACCAAAGUCCACCCAGGCGGAUGCGAGAUGGGGACCAAUCUCCGCCUAGAAGAAGACGCAACUCCGAUCAAAGCCCGCCUAGAAGACGCCGCGAGGAAGAUCAAUCUCCUCCGCGCAGACAACGUGAUUCAGAUCAAAGCCCGCCUAGAAGACGUCGAGAUAAAGAUCAAUCUUCGCCUAAAAGAAGACGGAACUCCGAUCAAAGCCCGCCUAGAAGACGCCGUGAGGAAGAUCAAUCUCCGCCCCGCAGACAACGUGAUUCCGAUCAAAGCCCGCCUAGAAGACGUCGAGAUAAAGAUCAAUCUCCGCCUAGAAGAAGACGCAACUCCGAUCAAAGCCCGCCUAGAAGACGCCGAGAGGAAGAUCAAUCUCCGCCCCGCAGACAACGUGAUUUCGAUCAAAGUUCACCUAGAAGACACCGCGAUGCGGAUUUGAGUCCACGAAGACGACGUCAAUCUCCGCCUCGCAGGCCACGCAGCUCGGAUCAAAGUCCGCCCAGAGAUCGUAGACAGCCAACAUCUCCCAGACGCCAACGUGCCCGUGAUCAAUCGCCACCUCAAAGGAUUAAGAAGGAAUCGCCAGCUAACGAGCGUAAAAGUCGCUGGUCCAAGGCCAGGAGCAGCAGGACGCCAUCGCCAUCGCCACCACCCACUCACAAGCCGAAGACAAUGCACACGCUGGACGGGAAGAAGGCGGGACUGCAGGACGCCAAGUCGCUGAAGAGCGAAACGGAUAAGAGACGACGCGAGGAGCAUCAGAUGUUUGAUCAAAUGUCCAGCGAGGUGUCUGGACGAGAUGCGGAUGUUAAGGUGCGCAGCACAGGUCGCCGUGGGCGACGUGCCCGCGAUGCUGCUGCCGAGGAUCCGGAGGAGCAAAAGCGUAAGGAAGCGCACGAGCAAAAGAAGAAGCAACUGUACGAUCGCUGGGGCAAGGGACUCAAGCAACUGGAGGAUCAGCAGGCACGUCAUGCGGAGAUGACACACGAGGCCGCCAAGCCGGUGGCACGCUAUGCCAACGACGAGGAUCUGGAUCGACAUUUGCGAGAGCAGGAGCACGCCGAUGAUCCCAUGCUGCAGUACAUGCAGGAGAAGCGCAAGAAACGCGAACAGCAAUCCAAUAAACCCGUGAUGCCCGUCUAUGUCGGCAGCUAUCCGGAGAAUCGUUAUGGCAUACGGCCCGGAUAUCGCUGGGAUGGCGUUGAUCGUUCCAAUGGCUACGAGCAGCGCUGGUUUAACAAGCUGAAUGAACGGCGUGCGGUUCAGGAUGAAGCCUACAAAUACAGCGUGGAGGACAUGUAAAAUAAAUAUUAAAAAAACAUGCAUUUAAAUAAAAUCAAAAAUAUAUUUUAUUACAAAUA